This is a messenger RNA of Topomyia yanbarensis, 2497 nucleotides long. RefSeq lists its product as uncharacterized. The record is from RefSeq and is a predicted model, not a curated record. Gene Ontology annotation, cellular component: nucleus. The transcript is spliced from 5 exons. NCBI's taxonomy places the organism in Eukaryota, Metazoa, Arthropoda, Insecta, Diptera, Culicidae. Gene Ontology annotation, molecular function: DNA-binding transcription factor activity, RNA polymerase II-specific; RNA polymerase II cis-regulatory region sequence-specific DNA binding. Bases 1 to 1692 code for a protein of 563 amino acids. Gene Ontology annotation, biological process: cell differentiation; regulation of transcription by RNA polymerase II.
AUGAGGCCUCUUCAAUGGUACUAUCACGCUUAUCUAGAGUCUGUCAAUCUGGGUAGUCAUUAUUUGACGGAACUGGGCGGCGAAAGCCCAAAAACGGGACCACUAACAGUGCCAACGGGUUACGGCGGUGGCACUUCUCAGCAGUCAUUGGCUGGAUUCUCUCGUCCUGAUUGUGCCACAAAUUCCUUUAACCUGGCGGCGUUUAGAUCACCCGGUUUGUUAGGAACGCAUGGAUUUAAUUUUGGUAACAACUUCGGCUUUCGCGACCCAUCCGCGUACGAUCCAACAAAUGUGCAUCCGGCACCAAUCCAGCAGCAUUUACCUCAGCCAAAUGGAAAUAAUCUGCUAAAUCUAGCACAUGGAUUCCGUGGUAGCAAUGAUACGAGCCCUGUGAAUUUGUACCUUGGAAACUCCAGUCCGUCCAGGGAUACAAAUUUGGAGUCAUACUGUUACCAAAAGAAAGGAUACCCUGACAACCACGAAAAUUUAAAUUUUAUCGAGCACAACAAAGACGACGAGGUUGAUAUACUUAGCCGCGAGAACAGUCCAAACGGCAGGAUAAAUUACAAUUCGGAUAGUUCAGAUAUUCGGGAAAAACGUCAGGAUACCUCCAGUCCCGUGGACAGUUCGCGAUCGUAUUCUAGUCAAACAAAAGACGAUCUCGCCGGUUACCAUAGUCCCCACAACGAAAGUGUGGGAUCACGAAGUCCGGAGAACCUGUCGCACGUCGGUGUCAACAAUCCUGCCCUAACACCCGUCAGUGGGAGUUAUACACCGAACAAUCUCAACUGUUCCACAAUUGGCAACAACAAUAACCUAAUCAACAACAACCACCUGAAGGGCAAGUCGCACACAAUUUCCGACAUGUUGGAUCACAAACUGCAGCUGAGUUUCCUGGGACCGCCCCUAGCAGCGCUUCAUUCAAUGACGGAGAUGAAGGCGCAGGGUGGCAGUCCAAUGCAGACAACGCCACCACAAACCCACCCUCAUCAAACGGGUAUCGUUGGAGGCGGAUGCGGCGGCGGUGGCGGUGGAGCUCCAAAUCCACACGGGAUCGAUACAAUACUGUCCCGGCCACCGCCGGUAACCAGUGCCCAGUUGAAUGCCUUAGGAGGUGGAAUGCCUCGCUUCACGGCAGCCGUCGCUGCCGCAGCCAACAUGGCCCAGUAUCUCUCCCAAAGCCACGGAGCGCCACUGAAAGCGCACUCGGGACCACUGGUGGACCGGACACAUCUCUACUGGCCCGGGCUACAGGGGCUGGUCACGAAUCCAAUUGCCUGGCGAGAACGGCUCGGUUCAAUGUCGGCCAGUCUAUCACAAUCGCAUCACAACCAGGACAAGGAUGGUAAAAAGAAACAUACCCGACCGACCUUCAGCGGGCAGCAGAUCUUCGCACUGGAGAAAACCUUCGAGCAGACCAAGUAUCUGGCAGGACCGGAAAGGGCGAAACUGGCGUACGCGUUGGGGAUGACCGAAUCUCAAGUGAAGGUGUGGUUCCAGAACCGGAGAACCAAGUGGCGCAAGAAGCAUGCGGCUGAAAUGGCCACCGCCAAGCGGAAACAAGAAGAACUGGGCGAUGGCGACGGUGACUGCAGCGAACCGAUGGAUUCGGACUCGGAAAGUCUGGACCUGGUGGACACGGGAAACAGUAGUCGGAAGCGCUGCCGGAUGGAGGAUGACAUGAGGCAUUAGUAGUAGGAUAGGACUGUCUGCUAAGCAAAUUGUUGAGUUUUAUUUAUUGUACUCUGCGAUCAGAAGUUUGUAUUUUUUCUCUCUUUCAUGCCUCGUUUUGAAACAUGCUUUCAGUUUACGGGGCGCAUUUUUGUAACCCAAUCAUCUUUUCGAACCAUAAUCAUUUUCCAAAACCGGUGAGAGGUUGAAAUAUAAACUGUUGAUCUUCAUUCUGCGUUGUAUAGAACUAUCAGAGUUUCCUUAAAUCUGACAAACCUAAUAAUAAAAGUGUAUUUUAAAAGAAUCUAAAAAUUCACAGUUGAAAAUAAAGAAGAAAAACGAAUUUACUAUACAUUAAUUUAACUAAUGCUGAUUUUAGAGACUAUGUCGUAGGGAAUAGAGUGCUUAAACCGAGUCAAAUAGCGCGCGAAAAUAAACGGAAUGGGUGAGAUUUAAAAUUGUGAUCCAUAGAAUUAUUAUUGUAUUUAGCGUGUAACGAUUUUUCGGAGGUGAGAACGUAAAAUUUCUGCUUUGACGACGGCAGUAAGAUUAUUUUUCAAUAGAUGCUAAAAGUCAGUGCAUUCCAGUUUUAGUUCAUAAACGGUUUAUUUAUUAAAAGAUUCCUAACGGAUAGCAAGAAAUGAACGAAGUAAGAGAAGUUCGGUGUAAAAAUGAUUUCUUGUAAUAUUGAAGCGAUGAUAUGAGGCACAAUAAGCGAUGUAAAAAGUUUGAAUUCUCAGUAUUUAAAUAAAUUUCCUUACGUCAUAGAGAUUAAUAUCCAAUUAUUAGUACUUCAUAAUAAAACAGAAUAAAUCAAAAAACUAAC